GAGCGUUUGAGGAUUAUGCUCCUAGGGAAGUGUGGAGCGGGAAAGAGCUCAAGUGGGAACACAAUGCUCAAUAAAAUGGUGUUUAAAUCUGACAUGAAGCUGAAGAGAGUCACAGUCCACUGUGAGAAGGAGGAUGGGAUGGUUGAGGACACGCCUGUUGCUGUCAUUGAUACGCCUGGGCUUUUUGAGAAAGACCGAAAAAAGGAAGAAAUCAGCCGAGAGAUUCUCAAACGUGUGAAGCUCCAGGAGCCGGGCCCUCAUGUCUUUGUGUACGUGAUUCCUCUAGGACGGAUGACCGAGGAAGACCAAAACACUCAGGGGCUAAUCAAAACCAUGUUCGKCCCCAGAGUUUGGGAAUACACUAUUGUGCUUUUCACCCACGGGGACCGUCUGGAAGGUAAAACAAUAAACAACAUCAUCACAGAGAGCGACGACAACCUMCGCAACUUCAUACGCAAGUGCAGCGGUGGCUUCCAUGUCUUCAACAACAAAAACCCAGAGGACCAGACACAAGUGGUGCGCUUCAUGGAGAAGAUCCAGACCCUGGUGGCCCUAAAUGGAGGCGGUCACUACGAAACCCAUUUUUAUCCCAAACAGGAAAGACUGAUCAGGGAAAGGCAGAUGAGCAUCCUGACAGAGAGAGAUGGAGACAUCAGGAGGAAGGAGGAUGACCUCAAGAUGCAUUACAAGGGGGAGGAGCUCAAGAAGGAGAUUACAACACUCUGGAGAAAAGAGGAGGAGAAUGCACGAAAAGGUGCAGAGAAUGAAAUGAGAAACAACAAGGUGUCGAAUGUCCUCCUGUUUCUGGGUUUUGUAGGUCUGUUAUUUGGGCUUGUUUUACAAGUUUCCUGGAAAUACCUUGUAGCAUUCCUAGUKAUCUGGAUUGGGAUGUUCUUCAAGGUAUUUUCAAUCUCUCUACGUAAAAUAUCCUGGUUGUCAAUGAAAAAAUGAUCCAGAUUGUCACACAGUUAUUAUCCAUGUUUUGCUGUUAAUUCUGAUGGAACAGAUGGUGUUAGCACAUAAUCAGAAACUACUGAUUCACUACAAUGAAGAGUUUGUCCAUCAUGUGACACAACAGUAAUAAUACUUAUUUAUGAGUUGUUUGUAGUGUUUUAAACAUCCAUUUGAUUGUUGCACRCAUUGUGCUGACUGUCAAAUCUGUUUGGAACUAUAAUUUAACAUGUAUGAUUUUGUCUUAAUGAGUAUGCUUAUACAAAUAAAGGUGAAUGUCCCAUGUU
This is a messenger RNA of Austrofundulus limnaeus, 1238 nucleotides long. RefSeq names its product GTPase IMAP family member 4. Gene Ontology annotation, molecular function: GTP binding. NCBI's taxonomy places the organism in Eukaryota, Metazoa, Chordata, Actinopteri, Cyprinodontiformes, Rivulidae. The record is from RefSeq and is a predicted model, not a curated record.